UCAUUCAAUAAUCUUAUCUAAAUUCUUUUUAUAACAAAAAAAGAAGAGAAAGCACGUGUAAGUAAUAUGGUAGUCGACAUCGUAGCAAACGCAAAACGAAAGAGAACGCCGAGUGUGGGUGUUAUUUUCAUCAUCAACUACCGACGUUGACUCUAAGCAACUUUCAUUUCUCUCUCUUCUCUCUCUCUAUAACCGUAAAACCCCACUCUUAAGUCUCAACUACCAUUCCACACUCUUCUUCUUAAUUCUCUCUCUCUCUCUCUCUCUCUCUCUCUCUCUCUCAGAUCUACAAUUUCUCUCUCCAAUGGCUUCUACGGCUGUUGCAACCGCUGAUUCGCCGCAACAUCCAAUCACCGAACCCUCUCCUUCCUCUGUUGAUCGUAACGAUUCUUCCAAUUCUUCUCCUAACUUCUUCGCUGAUGCUGAAUUUCAGUCUCCGGAUGUAUUGAAGAGUGAAGAGUAUCGUCAAUUGUUUCGUCUUCCACAGGACGAAGUCCUUAUUGAAGAUUUUAAUUGUGCCCUCCAGGAAAACAUACUUAUUCAGGGUCACAUGUACCUCUUUGUCAACUACAUUUGUUUCUACUCGAACAUUUUUGGGUUUGAGACAAAGAGAAUUAUCCCGCUCCCUGAAGUAACAGGCGUACGGAGGGCAAAGACAGCUGGGAUCUUUCCAAAUGCCAUUGAGAUUAUUUCCGGGAGCAGGAAGCACUUCUUUGGAUCCUUCCUAUCUCGCGAUGAUGCUUUUAAGAUUAUUAAUGACGGAUGGUUGCGACAGGUCAAUGAUGCCAGAUUAAUCAUGGAACAGCAGGAAUCAACAUCCGAACUCAGCAGCCAAGAGAAUGGAUUUGUAACUGUUGACAAUGUCAAAAGUUCUGAUAUACUUGACAACGAGGCACUUUCUACUGACCUGAGCCAAGGUACUUCUAUGUGCAAAGAUGAGGGAGUUCCAUCCAUUGUUGGAGAAGACCCUACAUUGAUGGUUGUUCAAGAGAAGCAAUCCAGUGUUGAACAGGUUGCUGAGUCUGAAUUGAAUAAUAAUCCACCUAGAGUGAGUUCGAACUGGAAUGAAGAGGAUAUUGAUGCUCCAACAACCCCAGAAGGUUUUACGUGUGUUGCAGAAUCAAAGUUUCUGAUAAAGGUUGAAGACUUCUUUAGGUACUUCUUCUCGGAUGAUGCAAUACAUUUUCUUGAGUCUUUUCGUAAACAAUGCGGCGAUAAAGACUUCAAGUGUGCUUCAUGGCAUCCUCAAGAGAAAUUUGGGUAUGCUCGUGCACUGUCAUUUCAACAUCCAAUAAAAAUAUAUCUUGGAGCAAAAUCGGGUGGCUGCCAUGAGGUCCAGAAAUAUCGAGUUUAUAGGAACAGUCAUUUGGUUAUACAGACAUCGCAAGAAGUCAGUGACGUACCAUAUGCAGAUUAUUUUCAUGUUGAGGGAUUGUGGAAUGUAGAGAGAGACAAGGAUGAAUCAAAAGAAUGCUGCAUUUUACGGGUAUAUGUGAAUGUGGCAUUUUGUAAGAAAACUAUCUGGAGAGGCAAAAUAGUACAGUCAACAGUUGACGAAUGCAAAGAGGCUUAUGGAACAUGGAUAAACAUGGCGCAUGAGUUCUUGAAACAGAAGAACCUUGUAAAAGAAGAAAGUGGUUCCGUUGCUGCUGUAGUUCAAAAUGGCAAAAUGUUUUUUGAUCGAGAAGCAAAGACAGGAGAAACUUCAGAAGGAUCACAGGGUCAAAGUAAUCCUACAGGCAGAGAAACUACAUCCAAUGCCAUUGACGAUGCUAUUCGCAAUGUUAGUACUCAAUUGCAAGGAAAUUUCAUUGGCACACCGUCUGUUCCAUCUUUGUUCAGAGAGUUUGCGACAAAGAUUAGAUCAUCUUUGAAAAAUCAGAGCAAUCUUUCGCUGCUACUUGUUACCAUUUUUGCUCUGAUUUUCUUCAUGCAGCAGUUUAGUAUACUGAUGCUGUUGGCCAGGCCUCAACAUAUACAUAUGAACCCUCCUGUAGAUUUUAUGAACAAUGGAGUGACUAGAAAUCCUUCGGACAUAGCGUGGUUGGAGAAAAGAGUUCAUCACCUUAAAGAUGAGAUGUACAUGGUUGAGACUAGGCUUGAAAGAAUGCGGUAUGAGCAUGCUCUCUUAAAAAAGCAACUAAAAGAUCUAGAACAUAAAUAGCUCUCUCUCUCUCUCUCUCUAAAUAUAUGUGUUUAUAUAUAUAUUUUUUGUAUAUACAUGUAUGAUAUGAUGAGAUGUGAUAUGGAUGGAUAUAGCAUGAAAAUUCGAUAAUUCAUACCUCAUUGUAAAUGAAUUGUGUAUGUUAUGCCAAAAAUAGAACAAGCGAGGAAUUUGUGAUUCAUGAGUUGUUUCUCAUACUAUAAACAUCAGUUAUAUCCCCAAAUUGUACUUAAACUUUACAAAAUAAAUUUGGUAUAGUUAUUUUUAUUCAUGAAAAGCAA
Molecule: messenger RNA, 2445 nt
Organism: Trifolium pratense (red clover)
Lineage: Eukaryota; Viridiplantae; Streptophyta; Magnoliopsida; Fabales; Fabaceae
Product: protein VASCULAR ASSOCIATED DEATH 1, chloroplastic
Exons: 18
Coding region: 305-2164 (619 amino acids)
Biological process (GO): negative regulation of programmed cell death
Source: RefSeq, a predicted model, not a curated record